Molecule: messenger RNA, 395 nt
Organism: Carassius auratus (goldfish)
Lineage: Eukaryota; Metazoa; Chordata; Actinopteri; Cypriniformes; Cyprinidae
Product: protein moonraker-like
Exons: 2
Coding region: 86-328 (80 amino acids)
Biological process (GO): centriole replication; protein localization to centrosome
Cellular component (GO): centriolar satellite; microtubule organizing center
Source: RefSeq, a predicted model, not a curated record
CUCUUUAACUUGAAAUGACCCCAGUCAUCCAGUCCCAGCUGGAAGAGAAAGCACACCUGGGGUUUAUCUGACUGUGUUGCCCAGCAUGCAGAGGAGUAUCCAGAAAUACAGGGACGACCAUGAUGCCUUCCUGCUCCUGGUCUCGCACGGGGCUCUGGGGAGCUUCAAUCCUUGGGAAAUAGCAGACAGUCUGGCUGAUGAGCCAAUGGCUGAGGCUCUGGCUGAUGUGGCGGCAGAGUUCCAGGAUGUUUGCGAAGAGUAUGCGGAAGCUGUUUUCACUCCAGAGUUCCUCCAGUUCGUCCAGUCUCCCACCACACCAAUAUCAUAGAGACUUCUUAUAAACAACUUAGAAGCAAUGAUAUUUUGAUAUGUUUUUGGAACUGAACUUGCUCAUA